Talaromyces proteolyticus is the source of this 1840-nucleotide messenger RNA. RefSeq lists its product as uncharacterized. NCBI's taxonomy places the organism in Eukaryota, Fungi, Ascomycota, Eurotiomycetes, Eurotiales, Trichocomaceae. The coding region runs from base 130 to 1695 and encodes 521 amino acids. The record is from RefSeq and is a predicted model, not a curated record. The transcript has 3 exons.
AUCAAGGCUGCGUUUUGCUUCUGAAGACAGGAUUCUAUUGCGAAUGGCCAAUUCGCCACCUAACGAUGAAUAUUUCAAAUUAACAAAUAUAAAAUAGCAGUUACUGCAACCCUCCGUACUAGAUGCGUCAUGACCACCAGACAAAAUUCGUCUAUUUCGUCCAACUCACGAACAAAGUUGAAGAAUUUUCGAUACAUUCCUAGUGAAGAAAGCGAAAUGCCAUUGACUAAAGCACCGGAUGUCAAGGUUCCCAAGGAUGCCGCCAAUGCCGACAAGGAAAACCAAAAGUCCUGGAUGAAUGGCGUAGCAAAGCCGCCUAAAUCUCCUUCCAAGAGCCAACCAUCAACACAGCCAAAAGACCAGAAGCAGACAAAGGAAUGCCCCAAGACUCCUGCGAACAGAAUACCUCUCGCAGAUCUCAUUAGCAACGCGGAAGAUGCUAUGAACGAUGUGUCGGAGAAAGAAAUGACACCAGAUGACUAUAUAUCGUGGCAACCAGCUCCUCCCCAAAGCUCAAGUACAACUGCUGGGUCCAAGGGGCGACGAAAGAAGCGUCGACAUAAUUCCUCUCCUGCUAGUUCGCCGCUGAGGACAGGUAAAUCCAGCAAGCCAAAAGAGCCGUUCGAUCUCAAGACCUUCCAAUCUCUCUUGAAAACGCCGCAGAGUGAUAUAGCGACUGAUUUGUGGAAUAAUUACGUUGGCAAAAGCAAGCUGGAAGGUGCUCUCGACAUUCCAGCCAAAUUCGCCAACUUAUCUUCCUCCCCACGAACUCCCAUAUCCGAGAAACUUGCACGAGAUUCUUCGGGAUUGCGGCGGUCUGCUAGUUGCAACGUUGACUGGCCAUCUUCUAAAACGAAGCGAAGAAGGAUUGACGGCCCGAAUGGCCUGCGUACUACCCGCGAUAUUUUCUCUCGCUCGAGGAGCAAUGUCCUCGACUCUGGGAGCUCAAAGAAAUUGAGCUUCCUUCUGGAUAAAAUCCAAAAUAACCUCGCUAGUGCAAAAGUGACUGCUGAAGUCAGGUCGCCUUCUUCUCCCUUGCCCGCUCAGAAUGAUCGACAUGGAAAAAACUUGCCUUCGCCAUCGAAAGGCCAAAGAAAUUGCGAAACUGCUGCUGGCCAGCACAUUCCUCAGGUUGCCAUGGAAGGGAAUAAGCCCGCCGAUCAACCACAGGCCCUUCGUAAAGAAAAGGCAAUGAGAUCUUCAUCAUCUGAAUUUAGUGAUGACGAUUUUGAUGAAGAUAUAUUAGCUCUUGUCGAGUCAUCCACGGAUCCCUUUACAGAUUCCGAAAACCUAAAAAAUACAAUGCCCCAAACACCCGUCAGCCGAAAGUCAUUUAAUAUCGAACAGUCACCAUGCCCCAUCGACAACGCCAAUAAGAGGACAUUCAUAGCAUCGAAACAAGGUCAAAGUGACGAUGAGUUCGAUGAUGAUUUAGGAGAGGGCAUGGAGGAAAUACUUGCGCAAUACGAUGAGAAAAAGCCACCUCAGCAUGACUCUAUUCUUUCACAGACAAGGCCAGAAGCUAAGUCGAGCAAUAAACCGAGUUUUUCUUAUCCUGUCAAGAUGCAAGAAGCCCAACCCAUUGCGCAUGUGUCUCUAGUUGAUGAAUUUGAUGAUGACGACCUGGAUCUGAAUGGCAUAGAUGAAAAUGCACUUUGUGGUUUGGAUCAACACGACCAAGUUGGUAACCCUUAGCAUGGUUUUCAUUAGAUACUUACUUCGAGUUAUGUGAAUAGAAGUCCAAAGCUCAGCAAGCUAUCAAACGCUACCUCAUUGUACAAAUAGCGCAAAGCCAGUAUGUAAACCAAAAAGGCCGUAUUCAGGCAGAGCAGGUGCUCUC